Phacochoerus africanus (Common warthog) is the source of this 3527-nucleotide messenger RNA. It is a transcript of the gene BAP1, whose product is annotated as BRCA1 associated protein 1. Gene Ontology annotation, cellular component: cytoplasm. Gene Ontology annotation, molecular function: cysteine-type deubiquitinase activity. The coding region runs from base 151 to 2340 and encodes 729 amino acids. Gene Ontology annotation, biological process: protein deubiquitination; ubiquitin-dependent protein catabolic process. NCBI's taxonomy places the organism in Eukaryota, Metazoa, Chordata, Mammalia, Artiodactyla, Suidae. The record is from RefSeq and is a predicted model, not a curated record. The transcript is spliced from 17 exons.
ACGUAUGCCGCCGGCGCGGGCGGGUGACGCGGCAGGGCCCGUUGUCUGUGUGGGGGGCUAGGAGCCCCGGGGGCGGCGGGGGGCUCCCGGCGGGGGCGGCAGUGGGUCGGGGGGCCUGGACAUGGCGCUGAGGGGCCGCCCCGCGGGAAGAUGAAUAAGGGCUGGCUGGAGCUGGAGAGCGACCCUGGCCUCUUCACCCUCCUGGUGGAAGAUUUUGGUGUCAAAGGGGUGCAGGUGGAGGAGAUCUAUGACCUUCAGAGCAAAUGCCAGGGCCCUGUGUAUGGAUUCAUCUUCCUGUUCAAAUGGAUCGAAGAACGCCGAUCCCGUCGCAAGGUCUCUACCUUGGUGGAUGAUACAUCUGUGAUUGAUGAUGAUAUUGUGAAUAACAUGUUCUUUGCCCACCAGCUGAUCCCCAACUCUUGUGCCACUCAUGCCCUGCUGAGUGUGCUCCUGAACUGCAGCAGUGUGGACCUGGGGCCUACCCUGAGUCGCAUGAAGGACUUCACCAAAGGCUUCAGCCCUGAGAGCAAAGGAUAUGCAAUUGGCAAUGCUCCGGAGCUGGCCAAGGCACAUAAUAGCCAUGCCAGGCCCGAGCCACGCCACCUCCCUGAGAAGCAGAAUGGCCUUAGUGCAGUGCGGACCAUGGAGGCAUUCCACUUUGUCAGCUAUGUGCCUAUCACAGGCCGGCUUUUUGAGCUCGAUGGGCUGAAGGUCUACCCCAUUGACCAUGGGCCCUGGGGGGAGGAUGAGGAAUGGACAGACAAGGCCCGGCGGGUCAUCAUGGAGCGUAUCGGCCUUGCCACUGCAGGGGAGCCCUACCAUGACAUCCGCUUCAACCUGAUGGCGGUGGUGCCUGACCGCAGGAUCAAGUAUGAGGCCAGGCUGCAUGUGCUGAAGGUGAACCGUCAGACAAUACUGGAGUCGCUGCAGCAGCUGAUUAGGGUAACCCAGCCAGAGCUGAUUCAAACCCACAAGUCUCAAGAGUCACAGUUGCCUGAAGAGUCCAAACCAGUCAGCAGCAAGUCCCCGCUUUCGGUGGAAGCAAACAGGGCCUCAGUGGCCUCUGAGGGCACUCACACAGAUGGUGUGGAGGAAGUGGCUGGUUCAUGCCCACAAGCCCUGACCCACAGCCCUCCCAGCAAACCCAAGCUGAUGGUGAAGCCUCCAGGGAGCAGCCUCAAUGGGGUUCCCCCCAACCCCACUCCGAUUGUCCAGCGGCUGCCAGCCUUUCUGGACAAUCACAACUAUGCCAAGUCCCCCAUGCAGGAGGAGGAAGACCUGGCAGCAGGCGUGGGCCGCAGCCGAGUUCCAAUCCGCCCACCCCAGCAGUAUUCAGACGAUGAGGAUGACUAUGAGGAUGACGAGGAGGAUGACAUGCAGAAUACCAACUCCGCCAUCAGGUAUAAGCGAAAGGGUCCAGGGAAGCCAGGGCCAUUGAGUGGCUCUGGAGAUGGGCAGCUCUCCGUGCUGCAGCCCAACACCAUCAACGUCUUAGCUGAGAAGCUCAAAGAAUCUCAGAAAGACCUGUCCAUUCCUCUGUCCAUCAAGACGAGCAGCGGGGCUGGGAGUCCGGCUGUGGCAGUGCCCACACACUCGCAGCCCUCACCCACCCCCAGCAAUGAGAGCACAGACACAGCCUCUGAGAUUGGCAGUGCUUUCAAUUCACCACUGCGCUCGCCCAUCCGCUCGGCCAACCCCACGCGGCCGUCUAGCCCCGUCACCUCCCACAUCUCCAAGGUGCUGUUUGGAGAGGACGACAGCUUGCUGCGUGUUGACUGCAUACGCUACAAUCGCGCUGUACGUGACCUGGGUCCUGUUAUAAGCACGGGCCUGCUGCACCUGGCUGAGGAUGGCGUGCUGAGUCCCCUAGCACUGACAGAGAGUGGGAAGGGUUCCUCCCCUUCUGUCAGACUGAGCCAAAGCAGCCAUGGGUCUGGCAGCCCGGAGGAGAAGGACGUGGUAGAAGCUAUGGAUGGCAGAGAGAAGCCUGGGUUGGUCAGGCCUGGCGAGCCUUUGAGUGGGGAGAAGUAUUCACCCAAGGAGCUGCUGGCAUUGCUGAAGUGUGUGGAAGCUGAGAUCGCAAACUAUGAGGCCUGCCUCAAGGAAGAAGUGGAGAAGAGGAAGAAGUUCAAGAUUGACGACCAGAGAAGGACUCACAACUACGAUGAGUUCAUCUGCACCUUCAUCUCCAUGCUGGCUCAGGAAGGCAUGCUGGCCAACCUAGUGGAGCAGAACAUCUCAGUGCGGCGGCGCCAGGGCGUCAGCAUUGGUCGGCUCCACAAGCAGCGGAAGCCCGACCGGCGGAAACGGUCACGCCCCUACAAAGCCAAGCGCCAGUGAGGACUGCUGGCCCUGACCCUGCCACCUGCUCUUGCCGCGUGGCCCUCACCAGGGCUCCUUCCCUGCCCCAGUCCCCCUCUUCCCAGUAUUACCGAAUAGUUCCGGUCACAGAGCCCAGACUCUGGGAAUGGGAGCCAGGCUGGGAUUCUCUGCGUUCAGUGCUCUGGAAGCAGCAGCUGGAGCUGGGGCACAGUGAGGUGCUGCAGCCUCCUCCACAGCUGGCUGUGGAGCGGUAGGACCUGGCCUUUCUGCCUGGGCAGCAGAAUACAUAUAUUUUACCUACAGAGACAUCUAUUUUUCUGGGCUCUAACCCAUCUUGCCACCACUGUGUUGCAUAGUCAGCUUCCUGACUCUGCAUUCUCACCUAACAGGUGUCAUCCUGGAGAGCUGGGGUCACUCCUACAGGGUCAAAGCUGGGGGCCUGGUUGGGCAGUGGGCCCUCUGCUCUCGCCCCUGUUGUGAUGAGGUCAGGUCUGCUCUUCACUCCUGGGAGAGCUCCAAACUCAGGGACCCGGCUGCUGGGCUAGACUGGGAGUGCGGUGUCCCAGCAGGGUAUGAGCAGCCUGUUGUGUGCCCUUGACCUGAGCAGAGAGAAGUGUUUGAGCUGUGUGGUGGCCUGUAAACUUCCUGGUUCCGGCAGGCUUGUCCAGACUGCUCUCUGUGGCAGGCCCUGGGCUCUUUUGUCUUCAGUGUUGUGGCCCUGGCAAGUGGCCUGCCUUGGGCUCCUGGGGUCUAUCCCUGGGGCUCAGAGGAGCCCCUUGCCCAGCCCCUCAGUAUUACCGUGUCUCCCUCCUCUUUGGGGCAGUAGAGACAGGGGUGCUGGCGGGAAGCUGGCACCACUCAGCUCUCCUUGCUGUGCCAGCUUUCUCAGUCUCUGCAAGGCACUCAGGGUGGGGGACAGCAGGACCAGGACAACCAGUUGGAGCCCCCCAUGUUCCCAGGGGGCAUGAUGCCAAGGGCUAAUGGGCCCAGCACUGCCUCUAGAGCUUGGGCCCCAAAUGUGGCCUUGUGGCUUCUGUCAUGUGGCUUUGAAGGUGAUCCAAGCAGGCCCCUUAUCUGUACAUAGUGACCUGGGGUAGUUGGCGGCUGACAGGCAUGGCAGCUGCCUCUCUACGCUAAAUGUAACGCAACCCUUCUGGCCCCUGUAAAUAUUGGAUCAAUGAAUGAAUAAAACUCCUAAGAAAUGA